Molecule: messenger RNA, 2661 nt
Organism: Lodderomyces oxycetoniae
Lineage: Eukaryota; Fungi; Ascomycota; Pichiomycetes; Serinales; Debaryomycetaceae
Exons: 1
Coding region: 1-2661 (886 amino acids)
Cellular component (GO): Z disc; nucleus
Molecular function (GO): transcription coregulator activity
Source: RefSeq, a predicted model, not a curated record
AUGCAAACUGCUUCAACCUCAUCCGACACCUUCUUUGGUAAUAAAGAAGUGCUGGAUUUGGAAAUGUACAGAGAAAGGGAAAUAAGUUAUCCCGGUCAACAACAACAACAAAAGACCUUGGCAAAUAAAACUGACAAUUUCAACCUGACAUAUUCAAUGCUGCAAUCAUCAUUACGUGACGUUUUCUCUACAAAGUCGAUUAGUUCUCAAAAGAAUGUAAGAAACUUGAAAUUAAAGUUGAAUGCUGAUGUUCUUGAAGAUGAAUUAGAAGAAAGAGGGAAAGGAAAUAGUUCAAAAAACAUGGGUAGAAAAAGUGUUGGUGCACAAUCAGCACAUUCAUUGCAUUCUAAUCUUACAAAUCAUACUUUACCAUCAAACUAUUCAUCUCAUUCAUCUCAUUCAAACCAAUCAGGACAAUCUACUUCCUCUAACCAAUCUAAAGGCUCAAAUAAGUCAAACAAUUGGAAACAACGUGGUCCCAUUGUUUCAGGUGAUGCACAACUGCCAGCACCUUCUCCUUUGCAAGGAGAAAAGUAUACUCAAUCAAGUCAUCAUCAGCAGCAGCAGCGGCAACAACAACAACAACAACAACAACUUCCCUUUGAUCCAAGAAAAUUGAGAAAACAAACAUCGCUGAACAAUGCAUUCCCACACCAGACCCAAGCAUAUCCUCAAGCAUCACACGCACAGCAGCAACCUCAAUCCGUACCACGCUAUCCGAAUGGUACCCCACCAUAUCCGACAAAUUCCGGAUACUCUCCAUUAUUUGGUCAAUAUCCGCAACUGCAGUAUCCGCAACAACAGCCUUCACAACAACAGCCUUCACAACAACAGCCUUCACAACAACAGCCUUCACCAUCCUAUCAACAGUCACAACAAAACAUGAACAAGCUGGGACCAAUGAUUAUGAAAAACGACUCUCCCCAGUACCCUCAACAAAUGACAAAGAGCACCCAAGGUCCAAAUGGAAUGCUCACCCCCCAAACACAGGUGUAUGACCAAGCAUCUACAGCGUAUACACAGCACCCAAAUAACACACAAAACAUCCCAUCACAGCAACAAUAUUCAAUGUGUCCGCCACGUCUGCAGUAUAGACCACAACCAGCAAUGCUACACCCUCAACAACAACCAUAUCCGGGACAAUUAACACCCCAAGAUAUGACUCAACCUUCUUCUCAACAGAGCUAUGAAACUGGUAGUAGCAAUGCUAGACAACCGACAUAUUCACAGCUUAGAGAUGAUAAACUAUCAGGAGCAUUGAAUGAGUUAAAAAAUGAUGUUAACAAUUUAAAGAGCACAAGUGAAUUAUUUGCCACUACAAAUACUCGUACUAUUGCUGGUGGUGGUGGUGCUACUACUAAUACGUCUUAUUCUUCUUCUUCUUCGCAAGUUCCCGCGAUAUCUAGUUCUUCAACGUCCCAAUUAGACUUGUCUAAAUUUGACUCAUCACCACCAUCGCCACCACCACCAGAGCAUCGCCAUAAUGAUUAUAUGGAACAACCUCCUUUUGAUAGCAAGGAUCAGAAAUAUCAAAAUGUUGGGUUUGAAGCGCAGAGUAGACUAAGUCAAACUUCAAUGGUGAGUUCAAUUUUGUCAAAAACCUCAUCAUAUGAUGAUGAAGAAGAAAACAAACAAAUUGAAAAAGAAUUGGAAAAUCAAUUACAAAGUAUUAAGGAAGGUGGUGGCAAUUUUGGUCAAUUGAGAACCUAUGACACUGCAUCGUCGUCGCAGAAGUCACUUAACACUACUGUUUCCGAUGUAUCGAAAAAGCACAUUGUACUACCACAAUUCAAUAUUGAAGAAGUUGAUGAAGAGAAAGCAGAAAAAAGAGACUUGGAGGAAGAGAUGGCAAGAUCAAGUAGUUCUGGCUCUAAAGGUUUCGAAGAGAUGGAUAUUGUCUCAAUUGAGUCAAUUCAACCAUUAUCUGUUUCGCAAUCGGUUAUUUCUCCUAAAAGGAAGAGAAUUGAAAGAAAAUCAGUAGCACUGAGUAAUGAGAUGAGUAUUGCAAGAAAAGAUUCUAUUGAAUUCUCCAAGAUUAUUGAUGAGGUCAAUAACAUGGAAUUGCAGAUGAGGAAAGAAAGUGAAAGCGAAGGUAAAGGUGAAGGUGAAGGUGAAACCAAAGGCAAGAGCAAUUUUCUUCAAAGUGAAUCAAAAGUGGUCCCACUGGGGAAAGGACCCUGUCGUUCGUGUCAUGGAUCCAUUGACCCUAAGGCGACUGGCUCAUUAAAAUCCAUUUACUCGGUUGAUUUGUCAGGCCAAUGGCAUCGAGGCUGUUUCACAUGCUCCUAUCCUCAAUGCACUAUAAACUUCAACGCCAAGAUUCAAUGUUAUGUUUAUGAAGAUCAACCAUAUUGUUUCAACCACUACCAUUUGUUGAACGACACUACUUGUUCAUCAUGUAAUAUAGGCAUUGAAGGUGAAUGCAUUGAGAAUGAUUUAGGUCAGAAGUGGCAUGUACCAUGUUUGAAAUGUCAUGUAUGUAAAAGGAAAAUCAUUGAGUGUAAGAAUUGUGAUUAUUAUGUUAUUGAUGAUUAUGUGGUUUGCGAGGAAGAUGCAAAACAGAUUAUAAAGAAUAAAAGGAACAAAGCUAGUGGCAAGGGGGCUAAUGGAUUAAGUGUUGAUAUGUUUGAAAAGAGAAGGACACGAAUAUAUUAUGCCUGA